CCCAGAAUGACCGACAAGUCCCUCCAAGGCAAAAACGCCAUCAUCACCGGCGCCUCCCGCGGCAUCGGCCGCGGCAUCGCCCACGAACUCGCCCACCGCGGCGCCAACAUCCUCCUCACCUACCAGAGCGCCCACGCGCAAGCCGAGGAAGUCGUCUGCGACCUCAUCCAGCGACACGGAGUAGACGCAUUCGCCGUGCAGGCCGAGGGCAGUGACAUCGACGCGCCUCCGCGCAUCGUCCGCGCCGCCGUGGAGCGCUGGGGCGGCACCAUCGACAUCAUCGUCAACAAUGCGGGCGCCAGGGACGACUACGCCUUCGAAGAGAUGUCCCACGCGGCGUGGGAGGCGCAGCUCGCCACGAAUCUCCGCUUUCCGGUCUUCCUCAUCAAAGAGGCUACCCCGUACUUUGGCAAGGCGCCCCGCAUCGUCAACUUCUCCAGCAGCUAUGCGCGCGACGGCCAUCCGGGGUGCGCGGCGUACGUGGCUGCCAAGGGGGCGAUCGAGAGUCUGACGAGGUCGUUGGCCACGGAACUGGGCCAUAAGUAUAAUGCGACCGUCAAUUGUGUGAGUCCUGGCCCGGUGGAUACGGAGUUGUGGCAGCGAAGCAUUGAGGAUGCGGAGGCGCGGCAGGAUUGGGAAAGGGUGGUCAAGAGUACACCUGCUGCCCCGAGGGUGGCGGACGUCGAUGAUAUUGCCCAGGUGGUGGCGUUCCUCGUCGAAGAGGGCAGUCGGUGGGUUACGGGGAGUGUUGUGAACGCUAAUGGGGGGUUGCUGUUUAAUUAAAUGUCUGGAUGACAUGGUAAAGACUUUUAAG
This is a messenger RNA of Aspergillus aculeatinus CBS 121060, 814 nucleotides long. Its product is annotated as SDR family NAD(P)-dependent oxidoreductase. Gene Ontology annotation, molecular function: oxidoreductase activity. NCBI's taxonomy places the organism in Eukaryota, Fungi, Ascomycota, Eurotiomycetes, Eurotiales, Aspergillaceae. The transcript has a single exon. The coding region runs from base 7 to 783 and encodes 258 amino acids. The record is from RefSeq and is a predicted model, not a curated record.